Molecule: messenger RNA, 2451 nt
Organism: Styela clava
Lineage: Eukaryota; Metazoa; Chordata; Ascidiacea; Stolidobranchia; Styelidae
Source: RefSeq, a predicted model, not a curated record
UUUAAUUGCGAGUAAUAAUUUGUCAGAGACAAAAAGCAAGUGGGAAACUUAUUGGACAGAACAGUGUUGUAGAUAUGAAGACGUCUGUUGUAUCGGCGUGUUUUACUGUGCUUCUUGCACUUGUUUCAGCAUCGGACGAUCAGGUUAAACAGGGUAAAUUUAUUGGAGAAAAUUUUGAUGAUUACGAAAAUACAGAAUACGAUUACGAAGGUUCAAAUGUAGAUUCUGAAAACAUAACAGCAAGAUUCGAAGAAUUAUCUGGGAAUGCCGAUGGAGUUGAGAUAUUUAUGAAAGCGCUAGAAUUGGCGGUUAUGGAAGGCGAGGAAACCGUGAAAAUACCGAUAGAGAUUGAUCCAGAAGAACACAAUAUUUCACUUCAAGAUGCUCUUGACCGUUCAGAGCAAUUUGUGACUGAACAAUUGGAUGAAGCCCAGAAUCUAAUCUCAAAACUCGGAAGCAAAAUUGAUGAAAUGCAAAUGAAGCAUAAAGAUGAAGGAAUCUACACUGACGAUACAGAAUCAGCAGAUUCUAAUCAAAGAAAUUCUGACGUGGAAAUCCUGAAUACACAGAAAAAUGAAAUUUUGGAAAUCAUCGAAGGUUUGACUGAUGCGUUAGAAGAUUUAAAAGAAUUUCGAGGUAGUUUAGCUGUUGAGGAUCUUUACAGUUACUAUUAUGAUGAAGAUCUUACCGAGGAAUUUGACGAGGAGAACGAUGACAGUUCCUGGAAUUCAGAGGAUUCUUCUGACUCAGAUUUGGGCAAAAACGGCGUAAUCUUGGUUGAAGAAAAUAGUACCAUGUCAUCGACGGAAUAUGAUAAUUUGCCUGAGGUCAGUGAUGGAUUUGAUACAUCGGAAGAUGGCGAAGAAAACAACACACUGUCACAAAUCGAAGAAGCUGAAAUUGAGAAAUAUACUGAAAUUGGUGAAAUUGAAGAGUCAGACUCAUCAGCAACGCCCAGCGCAAGCAACAUUGUUUUAACGGAAGAGUUGAAUAACACUAUUGUCUUGUCCGAUGGAGUCGGAGAUAGUAUUUCAUUGUCUGAAAGCGUUGGGUUAUCGGUUGAUAGCAAUGGGAACGCUGAUUUAAUGGCUGACGACGAUGAAACAUUGUCGUUGUCUACUUCUCCAGACGCAUCAGAAAAUAAUGAAUUGAGAGUUGCUGACUUAGAUGAUCCAUGGAACGGCCCAGUCGACGAGGCAGAUAGUACAAUUUCAUCAAUCGCCUCUUCGGACACAAUGGAUUGGAUCAAUUAUGAAAACGAUGAAAAAUUGAAUUCAUGGGUUUUCUCUACUGAGAACACAUUGACAGGUAGUACAAUUUCAUCAAUCGCCUCUUCGGACACAAUGGAUUGGAUCAAUUAUGAAAACGAUGAAAAAUUAAAUUCAUGGGUUUUCUCUACUGAGAACACAUUGACAGGUAGUACAAUUUCAUCAAUCGCCUCUUCGGACACAAUGGAUUGGAUCAAUUAUGAAAACGAUGAAAAAUUGAAUUCAUGGGUUUUCUCUACUGAGAACACAUUGACAACCGAAAACUGGAAUGACUAUAAUGAAUACGAAGAUGAAAGAGGUAUUAACUAUGAUGAGAACACCGACAUUGACGAUUACUCGUCAUCAACGAUUGCUGCAGGAAUAAUUUCACCAAUUUUCAUUAUUCUUUUAUCAAUUUGUGCAUGCGCACGUUAUAGGCGGGUCAAUACGUAUCGACAUCUUGUUAUUCGUGCUACACCGGUACCUUCUCAAAAGAAAAUAAGCAUCAACAAACCCAAAUCAUACCAAUCCGUUGUUACCGUGUGUGAAAUUGCUCUAAAAUGCAAUAUGGCAAGAGGUUCGCCAACUCCACCUGCCACAAAACUACCAUCGUACUUGAAUGUCGUUUCUAACGAGAUUGAAGCACCUCCGAAAUACGUUGAAAUAAAACGUGAUGCUAAAAAUAACAUGAAAUUUUAAACUUUCCAAGCAUAAUAAAGAAAUUUGAAGUCUCAUCGAAAACGUUAACAUUCAGACCGGGUGUCUAAAAACAUUUCAAUAUUUUAUUCGAUUCGUAGCACGAUGUUUAGCUAUCUAAGAAAUCACCAACAAAGUUUGGUUAAAAGAAAAUAGGAAGUGCCUUUACCUAAAAUCCGUUUAUUGACAGUUUUCAAAAUAUUACGAAGAACUUAUUUUUAAGGCAUUGAAAUCUGGUGAAUUUUAAUAUUAUUUCUUGCUAAUCACUUCUAUAUAAAUUUUGAUCAACGGGGCAAUAUGUGUUAACGCAAUAAACAACAAAAUUUACUGUGAUAAAGUACAAGAUUAAAAUUGAAUAUUACUGCGUGAUGAAAAUAAAAUGUAGUGUUGAACAUGUUUGAUUCUCAUGUCUUGUCUAUUUCGGAAAAUAAAAUAAAAUUAUUGUUAUUGUGCGUGUCUUAUGGUUUGAUGAUUGUUUUUAUCAAAUUACAAGUCGUUGAUGUUGACG